Carassius auratus (goldfish) is the source of this 861-nucleotide messenger RNA. Its product is annotated as vegetative cell wall protein gp1-like. The transcript is spliced from 2 exons. NCBI's taxonomy places the organism in Eukaryota, Metazoa, Chordata, Actinopteri, Cypriniformes, Cyprinidae. The record is from RefSeq and is a predicted model, not a curated record. The coding region runs from base 182 to 682 and encodes 166 amino acids.
GAGAAUUUCAAGAAAACGUCACAACUGAGUCAGAGCGAGAAACGAGUUAAGAGAGAGAGAGAGAGAGAGAGAGAGAGGGACAGAGAACGAGGCAGGAUAUAUUGAUACUAAACGACGGUAGUUUCUCUUCAGUGUGUGUGAGAGAGACCAUGAGUGAGGACAAGAUGGAGUGCAUGAACAGAUGAAGACUAUCAUUGGGUGGUUCUUUCCAGUGGUCCUGAUGAGCGUUUCCAAACCACCUCCGCCCCAUUCCCAUUUCCCUCCCAGUAACCCUUCCUCCCAUCUCCCCCUGCCUCCAUCCUCCUCUCCCUCCCCCUCUCCCUCCACCCCUCCCUUCGCUGCAGGUCCCCCCAGCCCCGCUGUGCUUCCUCCUCCCUCCCCAGUCAAGAUCUCCAUGCAGGAGCACUUUGCCAUCAAUGUGUGCCCUGGCCCCAUCCUCCCCAUCCCACAGAUCUCCGACUUUUUCCCUCGUUUCCACGACUACCCCAUCACCCCCCCUCCACCCCGGGAGAAAAAGGUCCUAAAGGACAGAGACAAGGACGGAGACGGGAAUGGAGAGAAAGAACAUAAGAGGGAGAGAGAGCAUGAAGAGAACGGAGAGUUUGUCGACUCGGAUGACGAUGACAGUGAGUUUGUCUCGCGGCUAGUGACUAUUGUUUCGUGUUUGGUUCCCUUUGGGUAGCUUACACAUGUGUUUAUGCUCUGCUCUUCCUUUUAAGUAAUCGUUCUGCUGAUGUGUGUAACACCAAUGAGCGGAUGGUAUUCAACCAUCUGUUCCAUGUUAAUGAACCCUGACCCCUUUUGACACAUUCUACACUCAAAGACCAGAACGUGAGUUAAAGAAAAAACAAGGACUUUCGU